AUGGAGGAAUCAGUGUCCACAAAGAAAACGCUUAGAACUGAAGUAGAAGUUAGGGAUAGGAUCAGUGAUUUGCCAGAUUCCUUGCUUCUGCAUAUUCUCUCUUUUCUUCCAGCUAAAGAAGCCGUUGCCACAAGCCUCUUAUCCAAGAGAUGGAGACCACUUUGGCCUUGCCUUCCCACUCUUGACCUUAAACGUCAGGACUUUCAGAGGUUGAGAUUCUUCCAUCGAUUUGUAGACAGGAUGCUCAAACUUGCAGAUUUGAAAUCUGUCAGAAAGUUCGUUCUUUGGCUUGAUUAUUAUGAUCAUCAUGAGUAUUUUAGACCUUGGAAGAUUAGCAAGUGGAUUAAUAUUGCUGUGGUUAGUAAUAAAAUUGAACAUCUGGAGCUACGUUUGAAUCCGGAUAAGGGUCACUUUGAGUUGCCCUCUGGUAUUUUCACUAAUAACAACAUUAAGGUUUUGAAGCUGAGUGUAUGGAGUCUUUUGUCGACUAGUGGAGUAACGGUGGGCACUCUUUCUCAUGUUAAUUUGCCUUUACUUGAAGUACUACAUUUGGCAGAUGUUGAAUUUGCAGAUUUUAGAAGUUUGGGAAUGCUUCUUUCUGCAUGCCCUUUGCUUAAACACCUGGUAGUAAGAUUUUCGCAUGUAACCAAUUACUGUCCACUUGACAUUGGAAGACUUAACCAUUUGGUCACUGCAGAAGUUCCAGAAUCUCUACUUCCAUUGAAAGUUUUCGCUAAUGCUACUUUUCUGUACUUCCAUUGGGUAUGA
Molecule: messenger RNA, 768 nt
Organism: Neltuma alba
Lineage: Eukaryota; Viridiplantae; Streptophyta; Magnoliopsida; Fabales; Fabaceae
Product: F-box/LRR-repeat protein 13-like
Exons: 1
Coding region: 1-768 (255 amino acids)
Molecular function (GO): protein binding
Source: RefSeq, a predicted model, not a curated record